CCAAAUCAAAUUCAAAAAUAAAGACGCUCUUCUGAAUCCUCGCAGCUUCACUUGCCAAGAAUCAGCCGUCGAGGGAGAGACGAUUGCAUCAAUUCGAUCAGAUAAUCGGCGCUUAAAAUGAAGAAGGGAAAUCGCAGAUCGAAGCGAUCAAGCAUUGCCGAUUCCUCUUCUCCAUCUAAAGACGAAAGUGACCAACCAAAACAGAACCAGGAUUGCGACAAGAGAGUUCACGACUUGGAGAAAGAAAACGAAGCUCUUAAGAGGGAGAUUGAGGAAUUGAAGGAAAAGGAUGGUGCUAAAAUUUCGUCACCGAUUUCCGUUUGUGGCAGUGUUGGAAAAAGGAAACAAGAUGACAUCCAGAAAUUACGAAACCUUGAAGAACAGGUCAUGGAAUUGAAGAAGAAACUAAAUGCACAUUCUCAGUUAUCAAAGCUAAAACAAAAGAAUGGUGAAUCAGGGAGACCGGAUGAGAUUCAGAGAUUAAAGGCUCAGAAGGUUCAACUCCUAUGUAAGAUGAAGUUAGACUCCGUGCAAUUCAGGCUAUCAAAAGCUUCGCUGGAAAGAGAAGUUCUUCAGAUGAAGAAAGAGCAAAGAAGGAACCAGUACGAAAUGCGUAAGCUGUUGGCUUUGAACCAGAGACAAAAGCUGGUAUUACAACGAAAGACAGAGGAAGCUUCAAUGGCAGCUAAACGGCUGAAGUGUAUAUUAGAAUCUCGAAAGGCUUUUUCUCAAAAAAAUUCUGGCGUUAAAGCUGGCAACAAUGCAGGAAGCCAGGGUAUUGAGCUUGAGCUUAAAGUUGCAGCACGGGUGGAGGAAAUACGUUCUGAAUAUGAACGUCAAAUGGAAGAGAUGGAUUGUGAGGUCAGAAAGUUUGAGGAAGAAGCAGAGAAGCUAAGGCUUGAAAAUUACAGGUGCCUGUUGCAGGAUAAGGAAGUUGAAUGCACAGUGAGGGAUAGCGAGUUAAGGGACUUGAAAGAAGAAGUUACCAGGUUAAGUAGUUUGGUCAGUCGACUGGGAAUGGCCAAGGCACAAGUUAAUUCAAGGAACCCACAGGUAGGUGUGGUCCAGUCCUCUUUUUCAGUCGGAAGUAGUAUUGAGCUAUCAGGAACGGAUACAUAUGAAUCAGAAGGUUCAGGAGGAAAUACUGCUGUCAUGGGGAAAUCUGCAUCAGGUGUUUGCUGCUCGUGCAGCAAGAAAUCCCUCUGCAAGACAACAAAAUGUGAAUGUCGGGCUGCUGGAGGAAGCUGUGGGGCAUGUUGUGGGUGUGCAGCAUUGAAGUGCACCAAUAGAAAAGUCUCAAGCAAGGCGGAUGACUCCCAACAAUCAGAGGUAGCUCAAAAGUUGCACGUAUCCAGUUCAUCCGAGACAGGAAAAGAUGUUAUCAUGUCUCAAUCUGCUGACUUGAAUAAUGAUCUUCAACCUCUAAGGAAACCUUUGCAUGAAAUUGGGAAUGCGCAGAUGAAUUCAAGCCCUAUAAAACCUGUCAAGAAAACAAGAAAGCAGAAAUCAGCGCUGCAGCUCGACACCACUUCUCAAUCUUGCUCGCUGCCAGAAAAUGCUGAAGGCCCGAGGAAAAUGGAAAAAGUUGCCCUAGCAGAUAUCCCUUUGAAGUUAACAAGAGGGGCAAAGCGGUCAGUAGCCAGAUGAAUUUUUAUGAAGAUACCUGGUGUUCUACUCCAAGGACAGGGAACCUCGACUUUACAAUUUAUACAUGAAUAAUGGGGGGCGCGUUCAAAUCUGAAAGUGGAGUCUUUUGAAUUUCGUGGCCACAUCAUGAACUCAAUUUUUGCUAGUUUGGGUUGAGGAACCCCUCCCUUAUGCUUUGAGAUAGGCAGAUGUGAGCCCAACUUCUAUAGAUUGUAAUGAUGUUUUCCAGCUGCAUUUGUGUUUGAACUGGAGGCGAACCAUGCUUUGAGAGAUUGCAUUUUGGAUCAAUGAAAGCUAAUAGCUGAAGUUCACAGCUGCAGAUAGCAGAUA
This is a messenger RNA of Populus euphratica (Euphrates poplar), 1977 nucleotides long. RefSeq names its product chromosome-associated kinesin-like protein. The transcript is spliced from 12 exons. Lineage: Eukaryota; Viridiplantae; Streptophyta; Magnoliopsida; Malpighiales; Salicaceae. Gene Ontology annotation, molecular function: microtubule motor activity. Gene Ontology annotation, biological process: spindle elongation; microtubule-based movement; mitotic spindle organization. The coding region runs from base 118 to 1647 and encodes 509 amino acids. Gene Ontology annotation, cellular component: microtubule associated complex. The record is from RefSeq and is a predicted model, not a curated record.